Molecule: messenger RNA, 6188 nt
Organism: Epinephelus lanceolatus (giant grouper)
Lineage: Eukaryota; Metazoa; Chordata; Actinopteri; Perciformes; Serranidae
Gene: clcn1a
Product: chloride channel, voltage-sensitive 1a
Biological process (GO): transmembrane transport; chloride transport
Cellular component (GO): plasma membrane
Molecular function (GO): voltage-gated chloride channel activity
Source: RefSeq, a predicted model, not a curated record
GUGAGCGGGUGGGUUUAUUUUUGGGUCAGUGACAGUGUGUCAAUGGCCGCAGAUGCAUCGGAAAGGAAGGCUCUGAGAUACAAGCAGACCCUGCUCUAUGGGGAGUACCAAGAGAACCAAGGAGGCUCUGGCAGACGGGAGGCCACACGCCUGCUGACAGAGAGACAGAUCAAGAAACAUGGCAACCAUCACCACAGCCACGGCAAGACACGACACGGCCGGUGCAGCCAUGGUCAAAAUGGAUACCACAGUAGGCAUCAGCACAGCUACCACAGCAGACAUAGGAGCAGGCGUCAGUCCAACAUGGAGGCGGGGGAGCAAACAGCUGAACCUGACCUCACGUCCUCUAUAAAGAAGAAACGCUCCUACUCCAAAUGUAGAGACUGCAUAGCACGGGUGCAGCGAUUCCUUGUGACCAGGUUAGGAGAGGACUGGAUCUUCCUUGUUCUGCUGGGCAUCACAAUGGCACUGGUCAGCUGGACAAUGGACUACGCAAGUGCAAAGAGCCUGCAAGCCUAUAAAUGGAUUUAUGGGGAGCUGAGGGGAAACAUCCCCCUGCAGUACCUGGCUUGGGUUUCAUAUCCCCUGAUCUUCAUCCUGUUCUCCUCCCUCUUCUGUCACCUGGUUGCUCCUCAAGCUAUCGGUUCUGGUAUCCCAGAGCUGAAGACCAUCCUGAGAGGUGUGGUGCUAAAGGAAUAUUUAACUCUCAAGGCCUUUAUUGCUAAAGUCAUUGGUCUGACUGCAGCUCUGGGCAGCGGGAUGCCUGUAGGCAAAGAGGGCCCGUUUGUUCACAUCGCCAGUAUCUGUGCUGCAGUUCUCAGCAGGUUCAUGUCCUUCUUUUCAGGAGCUUAUCAGAAUCCAUACUGCUAUACAGACAUCUUGACAGUGGGCUGUGCUGUUGGGGUUGGCUGCUGCUUUGGUACUCCACUUGGAGGUGUGCUCUUCAGUAUAGAGGUAACAUCCACAUACUUUGCUGUGAGGAACUACUGGAGAGGAUACUUUGCUGCUACAUUUAGUGCCUUCAUAUUCAGAGUGUUAUCCGUGUUCAACAAAGACGCAGUAACCAUCACUGCUCUGUUCAGGACAAACUUCCGCAUGGAUUUCCCUUUUGACCUGCAGGAGCUGCCAGCAUUCGCCAUCAUUGGGAUCUCCUGUGGGUUCUUGGGGGCGUUCUUCGUCUAUCUCAACAGACAGGUUGUGCUGUUCAUGAGACGGCCCAACGCCAUGACCCGCUUCCUGACCAAACACCGGCUGGUCUUCCCUGCUGUGGUAACCCUGGUCAUUGCCACCUUGACCUUCCCACCUGGGUUUGGACAGUUCAUGGCAGGAGAGCUGAUGCCGAGAGAGUGUAUCAACUCCCUGUUUGACAACUUUACGUGGACAAAGAUUUCAGGAUCUCCUCCUCCGGUUGGUUUGGGCCUCUCUGCUGCCUGGCUGCACCCUGAUGUCAGUGUCUUCCUCAUCCUGCUGCUCUUCUUAUUCAUGAAGUUCUGGAUGUCCGCAGUGGCCACCACCAUGCCCAUUCCAUCUGGGGCCUUCAUGCCUGUUUUCAUACUGGGAGCUGCAUUCGGCCGGCUGGUAGGGGAGAUCAUGGCCACCCUGUUUCCUCAUGGGAUCGUGUUUGAUGGCAUCCUUUACCGUAUCAUCCCUGGAGGGUACGCAGUCAUUGGAGCGGCAGCUUUGACUGGGGCUGUGACUCACACGGUGUCCACGGCAGUUAUCUGCUUUGAACUGACAGGCCAGAUCUCCCACAUCCUGCCCAUGAUGGUGGCAGUAAUCCUGGCCAACAUGGUGGCCCAGGGCCUGCAGCCCUCCCUGUAUGACUCCAUCAUCCAGGUCAAGAAGCUACCGUACCUGCCGGAGCUCGGCUUCGGACACAUAAGCCAGUACAACAUCUUUGUAGAAGACAUCAUGGUGAGGAAGGUAAAGUUCAUAUCGUCCAAGUCCACAUACAGAGAAGUCAAACUCCUGCUGGACUCCUCCUCCAUCAGUUCAAUCCCACUGGUCGACUCAAAAGAUUCUAUGAUCUUAUUGGGCAGCAUUGACAGGUUGGAGCUUUUGGCUCUCUGUGAUUGGUGGUUGUCACCAGAGAGAAGGCUCCUGAUGCAGGGUCAGAGUCUACAGGAGCAGAACCAAUCUCAGAAACACAGCUGGGAGUCCUUUGCCUUCGUAGAUGAGGAGGAAGAAGAGGACGGAGAGAAGGGCAGCCCAUUGCAGGAGGAGAGAAACGGCCCCCUGCCUCCUCUGAAGCCUCAGGAGCCCUCCUCAAACCACACUGCUCCUGUUCCCGAAAAAGGUCCUCUUCAGUCUGUGAGGAAAACACUCAGGAAUCUCUUCACCUCUGAGAACAGAAAGACAGACGGACAGUCACAGGAGCCCUGUCCUCCUCCCCUGUCAGACACAAUGACACCAGAGGAGAUCAAAGCGUGGGAAGAGGCAGAGAUGGACAAGCCGAUGGAAAUCGAUGAGAUACGAAUAGACCCUUCCCCUUUCCAGCUGGUUGAGAGAACAUCAUUGCACAAGACCCACACCUUAUUCUCACUGCUGGGGCUUAGUCAUGCUUAUGUGACCAGUAUCGGCAAACUGGUGGGAGUGGUGGCACUGAAAGAGCUCCAGAAAGCCAUCGAGGGCUCCACGCGCUCUGGUGUCCGGCUCCGUCCUCCCCUCGCCAGCUUUCGCGACAUCAACAACCACAACUCUGUCUCUAAACCUCCACCUUCUUCUCCCGCUGUGCCUUCCUCUCCGACCUCCACCUCCGCUCCCUCAACUACGACUGCUCCCCAACCUCCAUCCCCCUCUCCCCCGCACCACCACCACCACCAUCAUCUUCAUUACCAUGAGAAUGAAAGAGAGGUGUGGAUCGAGGGCGUGACGAUGGAGGUGGAGGACAGCAGCAGCUGUAGCGCGGGAAGUGGCGGUGUUAGCAGCAGCACCGGGGCCUGCAGCUCACCCAGUGGGAGCUGCAGCUACAACAGCAACCUCACCCUGCCUCCCUCCACUACUCCACCUCCAGUCCCCUCUUCCUCCACUCCUCCUCUUCCUCCUUCUCCUCCUCCCUCCCCUGGCCUGAGACCCUUACAGAGACUCCUUGAGGGGGAUGAAGACAGUGAUGAUGAGCCAAUGGUUUAGAUAAGACAAGAGUGUUGGUUAUGUUUUUUAUAAUGGAAAACUUUUUUAAUGGUUUGAGUUUUUUCUUUUGUUCUUAAUUUGUUGCUCCGGUCUUUGGACACUCAUUUACCUCUUUUUGUCACCACUUAGGUAGAGAAAAGAUUUGUUUGCUUGAAGCUACGCCGAGCUAGGCUUAACUCUUCUUGUUUUGAGGACAGUUUAUCCCACACUUACUGACUGUCUGCUCAUUUUACAGACCUUCGCCCACCACAGUUCUCUGUCUUUCCUUAAUAAGCUCUGUAUGUGUGUGUUUUUUGAUACUUUUCCUGCCUCAAUUCCAUCUCAUUUUCUCUUUCUAGUUGUUUUUCACAGAGUUUCAAGGGUUCAAACAAAGUAGCUUGUACCCUUGCCACUGAUAUCCGCUAUUUCAAAUUUUUACACCAAAAAAACCCCAGCAUUACGACAACAAUAGCAACCAAAACUGACCAUUAAAAGGCUGAAGAAUGAAUUAUUUUACUGUUAGUGGCUCCUCAAGGUAACAUAACUAACUCCUAGUUUGCUCAUUUUCUGGUACAUACUUGCAUUUUGUAGAGAUGCAGCGAUUUUGAAAUGAUGGGCCGAUAGUGAUAUUAAUGUUUAAAUAACAAUUGGCUGAUACCAAUACGGAUGUUUUUAUGUUGUUUUGUUGUUGUUAUUUAUGCCCCCUUUUGUGCCAGGGAAACAAAAAAAUAUACACUAUCAAAAAAAUAGCCAUUCAGCUCUUCAUUACACUACCUUUGAAUAAGCACGAAUGUAGUCAUACAAAUUUAUGAAACAACCUUUAAUAUAACUUGUCAUAAAACAUCUUUUGAAACAAUAAAUGCCUCAAAAGCAUUUUACUUCAUAUAAUAUGACAUUUCUUUAGUAUCUAUUUUAUAUUGCUGCAAAAACAUCAAAAAAUUUCUCCUUCAAAGAGCUAUUUUAUUCAAGUUUCCCACCAAAAGUUACAUUUUUUUCACGAUUACAUUGAACACAUCAUGAGAACAUUAUAAUUUACCCCCGCCCAAUACUAAUUUUUACUGAAUGAAGCUUGAACAUAACGUAAUGAAACCUCCUUGAGCUGAUAGUUGAGGCCACCGGCUGCUAACAGCUAACUUUAACUAGCUCUCUUCCUGCCGAUGUCCACACAGAUUAGACAGUAAUGAGUUUACCAUGUUCUUUCCUGCCAAGAUGUCCUGGAGAAGAUUAUUCGUCCAAAACAUAUUUCCUAUUGUCCCUGGGACGACAGAACACUGGUUGCUACUCGCCAUCUCGUCACAGAACAGUGACAUUACAGAGCCCGUUUGCCAAACAGUCUUUGUAUUCUUCUUGUGCCUGCUCAUUGUUUUAAGUUCGUGGUAAACAACGGCAACAGUGCUGACAGAGCUAACAGUGUUAAAUAGGAAGGAGUUAGAGAAUGGGUGAUACAAUUCUACAGUGAUGCCAUCCCGAUAUCAACGGUAACUGCCGUAAGAGCACAGUGCAAAAUGGCAGCAAUAAGCAAACCAGCAAGAUACACACAUACAGGUGAAGACAUCUGUUACGAGCUGACGUCAGCUUGUCUCGAAAGAAGAAAAAACGUUGGAAACAGAGAAUUUAGAAGUUUUACAUGCAUUUACCUCAUUUGAAAGUUUGUUUGAUAUGAACAUCCAACAUUGUUACAUUACAUAAAUAUAUAUGACAAAAAAGAAGGGAAAGCAUAAUAGGUCUCCUUUUAGUAUCAUGAAGAAUUCACUUAAAAAAAUAUUACAGAAGAAUAAAUGUAUAAUGCAAUGCCAUACACUGCAUUGUCCCACUUUUGAUUUUGAUUGAUGAGGCAUAUCUCUGUAUCACAGUGGUUUCCAGCACCACAUAUGUUGCAUAUUUGUAUUUUUAUUAACAUAAUAGGAAGAGUAAUCCAAACCUGCGCUGCCCAGAAGUGAACCCAGUAAAUUCCAGCACAGCGGUUGUGUUACCUGAUCGUUUAUGUGUCUUUAAAAAAAAGAGUUUUAUCGGAUGAGAGCAGGAGUUAUUGAUUUUCUGAACUGGCAGCAGACCAUCUGGAUAGCAGCAGACUAAUGGAGCUGCUCAGUCCGCUGUGGAAGAUUGGCCGAAGCCCCAAAACGACCUCCAAAUUGUGUGCUGACCUUGUAAAUGCAGCCUCAGAGCUCAUCUCAUCACGGUUAAGUUGAUAGAUGGUUCAGCUAAAGGCGGCUGACAACAGCCCAAUCUGGCUGCGUAGGACCAUUUUUUCCCCCUCUUCCCUAAUAAGGAUGCCUUCCAGAUUUUGCAGAAAUCCCACAUGACUACUUUACUUUUUUAUUUAAUAAUGAUGAGGAUAAUGUUGCACAAAUAAACAACACAAGCCUUUCAUUCCAAAUUAUGACAUGAUUCAUGCUCCAAAAACAGUGACAAUACAAAGUGAUGACUAACUGUCAAGAUGGUGAGAGACAGCUGACAUUUUCUUACAUAACAUCUAUGUUAAAUGAAGAUGCAGAUGUAUGUUGACAGAGAGAUAUUUGCCAAUCAGUGCAUUAAUUAGCUUUAUGAAUUCCCUCAUUAGCAAAGCUGUUUAAUAUAGACCUGACUGUUGAAGCUGUUCAUGUGACAUGUCCUUCUCUCAGCAGCUACCAAAGUGAUGAUUUUCAUUCUAGUUCUUAAAAACUUAAGGGAAACCACAGGACUGCAAAUGCCAUUACUCAGCCCCCCAGAUGAUCAUUUCUAUACCAAUUACUCACCCUGUGUAACACUUAAUUUAUGAAGAAAACUUGCCUCUACAUUGAACGGAGAAUCCAAAAACAGAGAUUUUUUUAAGGAUUGAAGUCAUGGAGAUUGUUUAACAACAGCAAAAUAUCAAAACAUCUGUUUAAAAAAUCUCACACAAUUCUUGCAGUAUAAUCUGUCUCAUUUAUCCAGUCGUACACUCAGCACUUCCUAAACAGACAGCCCUUUCUAACAAGGAACAAACUGUUCGUCUUUGAAAGGGUAAGUUUGGAUUCACCAAAGUCACAUAAUAACACAAACUAACUGAUUGAGGCAGUGGCAGACCAGCAGCUCCUGUGUUCAGCUCGGUAAAAAGACUA